Molecule: messenger RNA, 4158 nt
Organism: Leopardus geoffroyi (Geoffroy's cat)
Lineage: Eukaryota; Metazoa; Chordata; Mammalia; Carnivora; Felidae
Product: translation initiation factor IF-2-like
Exons: 2
Coding region: 3159-4112 (317 amino acids)
Source: RefSeq, a predicted model, not a curated record
ACCCAGGGUGAAGUGGAGGGCUUCGGGUAAGAAAGUUGUCGGUGAGGUCGGAGGCGGGAAGUGGUGUGCAGGUAUCCUUCCGUUUUUCCAAGGCAACACGGUCCAGUGAGGACACGGUUUGGGUUGUAAUCCUCUGCCGCUUCCGUGGUAGGUAAUUGUGGUGUGAGGGUUAUAUGAAGUCACGCAAGUGUCUGGGGAGUCCUGACAUUCAGUUGUGGUUGUGCUUCUAGUUGGAAUCUUUUGGAAAAGCCGUAUGAUUUUUCACACAGCUCCUCAGACCCUGGGAGUGGUGGUUUGAGGGGCUCUGAGGCUGACAGGAGAGAGGUGUGCGCUCUGGCCGCCAGUUUACUUCAGUCCAAACCACUCUCAUUCUGUUUUAGUUUUGUAUAGUCUCUUUGUAGUUUCACUUGUGGGAGGAUUUUGCUUCACUAAAGGACUUUAAGAGAUCUUCCAAAGGGAUCCAGUCAGCCCUAGAGCUGGAGAAGAGGGAGGGUUUCCCAAGCCUAGGGCAGCCCCGAGGAGCUCAGUCGGCAGCAGCCCUUUCCUCUGCUCCCUUUGUGGGUCUGAUGACCUCCUCUAGACCCGUGCUGUCCACUGUGUAGCCACUAGCCUCAUGUGGCUGUCGAGCCUUUGAGAUGUGGGUAAUUCGAAGUGUGAUGCGUUGCAAGUGUAAACACAAACCAGACUUCGAAGACUUGGUAUAAAACAAAAAAUGUAAAAUAGCUCAACUUUUUAAUAUAGAUGUUGAAAUAUUUUGAGCAUCAUGGGUUAAAUAAAAUAUAUUAUUAAAACCCACCUGUUUCUUUUUUUUUCUUAUUUUUUUAAUGUGGCUACUAGAAAAUACUCAAUUUUAUCUAUGUGGCUUGCUUUUGUGGCUCACGUUACACUGUUUUGGACUGUGCUGCUCUAGACCUCUGGGACUGCUUUCCUGCUUUCCCUCCCUGGCCUCCAGGAGGCUGGGUCUGGACACAGCUGAGAGGGUCCGGUGGCCCAUGGGCUGGCCUGGGCCAGGCUUCCUCAUCUAGGGACCCUUCCUGGCACCAGCGUGCAUCAGUGCCAAGGCUUUCUUGUGUGCUAAUGAGACGGCGCUGGUGUUGGGAGCAGAGGCUGAGGCGCUUGGCUCUGGAACACUGCUGAGUGCUAGUUAUGUAAUCUGUGCUGCCCAGAAGGGCCACUAGAUGCUGCUCUGUGAUCCCUGAAGGAACAAAGCAUGGCUUCCUCAGAAGCCAGGGCUUAGCCUUGCUUUAUCUGGAGCCCUUUCUGGAAGGUAGCUGGCUGGGGCCUUGGCCUCUCCUUCUUGGGGUAGUAUGGGAAUGGGGCCAUGCAGAGGACGGGAUUCUCUGAUGAUACACAGGAAUGCCAGCUAUAGCAGAAGGCUAAUGGCAUAGGUAACAAGGAGGCUGGCCCUUCUAGAAGCUAGAGGCAGGCUAUAGGAUAAAUAGGCUGAUUGAUGGGGUUUAGAGCUCUUCUCUGAAGAAGACUGGGAAGAAAACAGCUCUGCUUCGUUCAGCCGGGUCUGCGUUCUGGGGCCUUGAUUCUGCCAUUUGUGGCAGAAUAUUGACCUUUCUUCCUUGCCUUGCAAUUGGAGCUGUGAUGGGGGCUUGGGGUGGAGCUGGUGAUGGUGGGUGCCUUGAAACAGUGGGCAUGGCCGGGUGGAUAGAACUUCCGGUCAGCCUCUUUCCUCAGUCACAGUAGCAAGCGGGCUGGCAGUGCACGUUUCAUUCAUGCUGUGCUGCAAACAUGGCUUUGCCUUUGACACGUGAGGAGAUUGAGGUAGUAAUGCAAAGAGCUCUUUUUGAAAGUGCUAGGGAAGGCUGGCUGAACAAAGGCAAGAAGAGAAGAUACCAGAGUGUGGUCAGAUUGGAAAAGGCCCAGGCAAGUGCAUGCUUCUUAGGUUUGGGAAAUUGAAAUGGGGUAAAGUGGACCUUGGUGCUGUCUGCCAUGAACUGGAAUAGCUAGAACUGAAAUUUGUAGGUAUAGGGAACAGGGUGGGUCCAGAUAGUUCUAAGGGGAGGAUUACAGGCUUCGAAAUCUAGGCCCGUUUUGUGAAAUGGAAAGCAUUUAACCUUUGCUCAACACCAGAAUCUGAAGGCGACCCUGAGAGGCAAUAUGGACAAAGGCUGGGCCUCUGGGCCUCUCCACCUGGGGCUGGUGGGAGAAAGGCUUAGCCUUAGAGAGAGAAAAGAGAGUAAUUGGGCCAGGGGGCCUGGAGGAGAUUACCUCUUCAAGCUCCUUACUAUAGGGAAGGAGGGUUGAGGAUCACUCCAUUUUCAAAGCAGGCAGAGGUUGUACACGGAGGAACAUUUGGAGGGAGGGGCGCAGUGAGCUAAGGGCCUGCUUUCAUCUAAGUUAAGAUGACAGCUGCUGUGGAGGUUUCAGAAGUAGCCCUCUGGGUACAGAACAAUGCAUUUUCCAUUCUACGGUCACCAAAGUCCCUAAAGCUUUCAAUUGCCACUAUUGACAGAGAAAUCGCUGGGUAGUACAUACACAAAUUCUAGCGCUUUCUGACUCGAUAGCAGCAUUGUUCUGUGUAGGGCAGUAGGCAGAACUGGCAGAGCUGGCACAGGUUGACAGCCUCGUGUGAAGUGGCCAGGGAAUUGGGUAGUCUAAUCUGGAUUACCACUUCCUUAUCUUUUGGUCCAGAGGUGAUAAUCUGGAUUCAGAUAUGGGUUGGAGCUUCUGUUUCUCUGGUUUGUGGUCAACUCUAAAUCAAUUUACAGAACAAAACUAAAAGAAAAACGAAUGAUUCUUGUGAAGGAUCUGAAUUCUUGUCUGUGAGAGGAAUUGUUCUUAGUCGAGUCAGAAUUUUACAAUUUUACUGGUGCCAGAUCUUCAAAUGAUACAUGUUUUGCAUGAAAACCAGUUAAAUCAGAGGAUCAGAGGCUGGUUGGAAAAACGGUUGCUUCAGCUUUACUAGAACUGGUAAGAAGGCCAGUGGAAACGUCGAGGUCACAUCUGUGAAGGACUGGCCCGUCUCUGGGGCAGCGGACGACCCAGGGGCUCUCAGAGCCCUAUUGGUGUGGGAAAGCCAGGCGGUAUUUGCGGACCAACCCGGAACGCCUAGGCCUCUUUGGCCUGGAUUUCUAUUUACCUCUAGGCCCGGGGCAUUUACCUGGAGUGCGGGAACAGAGGACCCGGAGGGGGAGGCACGAAAGUCGAUGGGACAGCCCAUCGGGAUGCGAGUGGCUUCAGCAAAGGCUUCUCCUCCCCCGGCGCCCCAGCAUCUUUCCCGGGUGGCGAGGAUGUUAAUGGAAAAAGGGAUCUCGGAGUCCCGGCCAGCCUCUGUGGAUGGCUUCUCGUGCGGCAACCUCAGUCCGGGCGGGCCGCGCGUCGCCAGGGCGGGGACGCGGCCGAGAGCGCCCCCGCGGCCCGCGGCUGCGGGCGCCGCGGCGGGAACAAAGGCAGCACGUGUCUGGGCGGGGCGGCGGGCGGGUUCGGCCCUCGGCCCCACCCCCGGCGCUCCCCCUCCCACCCCCGGCCCGGCCCCGAGCUCGGCUGCGCGGGGCGCCCAGGACUCUCACGCGGCCGGGCUGCUGCUGGCGCGGCGGCGCAGAGCGGGCGGCGAGCGGUGCGGGAGGGGCGGCCCCAGGGGCGGGGCGGGGCUGGCGCCGCGAGUACCCGCCGCCACCGCCCGAGUCCGGGUCCUCCAAGGGGCGCGGCGAGUAGAGGCGCUCGGGAUCGCGGCCGCGUCCCUGUCUGCACCGCGCCCGGCUGUCGCUGAGGACCGCGGCGGCCCCGGGAUCCCCGGCCAGAGCAGGCCAGCCCGGCGCGUGGGCCGCGCGCGCGCGCCCCCGACAAGGAGGCCGCGGAGGAGCGCGCCGGGGCGGGAACGGGAGCGCGGCGGCGGCGGCGGCGGCGAAGGCGGCCGGCGGGGGGCGGGGCCGCGGCGUCUGCAGAACCUUGGACAGAAGCUCCGGAGCCGCCGCCGCCGCCGCCGAGCGCGAGCCCCGCCGAGCCGCGCCGAGCGCGGGGGACCGCGGGCCCGAGCCGCGGCGCGCAUUGCGGAGGGAGGGCGCGGAGCGCAGGAGCCGCUGCCUGCCGGAUCUGAAGGGGCAGCACGCGCCCCCGGGAGCGCCCCCGCCUCCUGCCCGGGGCCGCCGCGGGCUCGCUGAGCUGUCUUCUCCCUCCGGCCGGCAGGCUGGGCGCACAGGGGCGCGG